CAUCUUAAAUCGCGGAAGAAACCGAACAAAGCGUUCGGUUACAUUUUUCAUAGGUUAUGUCACGUGAAGAUUUCGUAUAACCCGCGUUCACUGUUUUAGUGUUUUGUCUAGUACGACGGCCUACCUACGUUGGAUUACCGCAUUCAGUGGCAACAAACAAAUGAAACGUUCUUGACAAAAUUGUGAUAUUUAAUUUCAUAUUCAUUGGUCAUAGAUAAAUUAAUAAAACAAACCAUUCGUCAAACUCACGGUCGUUUUUGUUACAUGUACCAAAUUGGUAUUUAUAAAUUCCAUUGAAGAACGAAUUCUAAGACACGAAAAAAAUUGAGGAUGAGUAAUAUCCAUGAUGAGACUUGUAGAAACAUGCUGGCUCAAUUCCGGGUUAAUGAUUUGAAAUUACUUUUAAGAGCUUUCGGACAAAGUAUAGAAGGACGAAGAACUGAAUUACGAAGACGGGCAAUGGAAUUAAUAAGUUCCAAGCCGGCUGACCUUAACUAUAUAGCAUAUCUAUCAAAAAUAUUUGAUAUAUACCAUUCUAUGAAUCAACUACAAAACCGACAACAAAGAACGUACCAACUACAACGAUACCCUCAACAAUCAGUGCAAGUGCCCCGUGCUAGAUUACCACAGUUUCCGUCCAAAGUAGAAGGACUCGCACGUGGUUGCCCUACAGAUGCAAAUAUUUUUCCUAGAAAUACUGUGGCUAACAAUCACAUUCAGUAUGCAUCUGGUUAUCAGCCAGUUAGACCCCAAACUGUAGUUCGACCGCAAUUGCCCACAAAUCAACAAAAUACAUCAAACCUUGUUUUGAAUCCACCGUCUAGUGGAAACAGUAAUGCUUCUACUACCAUCCCAUCUCCUCAAAUUGUAGCCAAUUACAAGUUCACAAAGCUACCAUUUUAUGAAGUUAUUAAAGAUGUAAUCAAACCAACUCUUCUCGAUGAUACAAGUAGAUGUAUUUUAUCAAAAUUUCCUGAAGGUAUGAGAGAACAUGAAUUCAAAUAUACUAUGUCAAUUGAAGAUUUAGAUUAUAUUGCAUUGAACCGUGACAUUUCCUAUGGCAAAUCUAAUUACCUAUUCAACUGUCAGAUUCGAAUUUGUCAGUUGGAUCAAAUUGUGAGUACUAAGGUAACUGAUGAGUUGCCCAAAGGACUGAUUAUUAAAAUCAAUAGUACUGCUUGUCCAUUGCCACCUUUUCUCCCGGCAAGACCAGGAAAAGAAUCUAGACUAACUUCUGGACCUAUCAAUUGUGCUCAGAUUUUACAGCUUAAUCCAAUUUCUCCAAACAGAAUCACUAUAUAUUGGAUUCCUGAUGGGAAAAAGUAUGCCCUGGCAAUGUAUAUUGUUAAACAAAUAAGUGCAGAUACUUUGAUAAAAGAACUUCGCGUUAAUAAAGUGAGGAGUUCAGAAGAGACAAAAAGUGAUAUCAUUAAAAGGUUGACAGUUGUCGAUCCAGAUUUGGCAUCUACAUCUUUUAAUUUUUCUUUGGUGUGUCAAUUGAGUACAGUUAAAAUGAAGCUACCGGCAAAAUCUAUCCAUUGUAAUCAUUUACAGUGUUUUGAUGCCGCUACAUUCAUUCUAAUGAACGAGAAAAAUCCCAAAUGGAUAUGCCCAACGUGUCAUGAAUCUUGUUUGUAUGAUGAAAUACGAAUAGAAGGUUAUUUUUUGGAAAUUGUUGAAGAACUUGCACUUCGAGACGACAUCAAGGAAAUCAGCCUUUUGGAUAAUGGUUCAUGGUUUAUACCUGAAAAAUGUAAAGACACCAAAAACAAGAAUAGUACUAUUGAUGAUACAGUUAUUGAAAUAGAUGACUUUGAAGAAUCCACAGAGUCGAUAGAAGAACCUAGGCCAGGAUGUUCAAAAUGGCAGAAACAUGGAAAAUUAGAACAAUCUAUUUUCGAUUUGUCAAUAGAUGAGGAUGAAUAACCACCAAAACAAAAAUAUUAGCCAGUUACUAAAGUUAAAUUAAAACCACAAGUUCAAGUACAGCCACAACAACAUAGUUUCAAGUAUUUCAAUUUGUUUUUUGAGGGAUAAAUUUCUCGAGAGAAAGAAAAAGAAUGUUUUAAAAACAUUUAUUUUAUGCACUCAAUACAAUUGUUCUAUUCUUAAUGCAGCUAUGGACCAGUCUUUUCAAUAUGUAUUUUAUACUGUUAGCUCAAUGUAAGUAUUUAACAUUUUAAAUUUGUCAAUAUGUAGUAUGUAUUUUUGUAUUCUAUCAAUAUCUAAUGGUUGUGUAAACACAAGGUUAAUGAUUUUUUUUGUAUUACUAUUCAUUUUUUCUAUAAACUCAAAUACUAAUAUUCAAUUUAAUUACAGACUGUUACAUAAGCAGUCAUUAUAGUCUAUAAGUUUCAGAAAUAUAGUUUUAUAAAUGUUAGUAAUGCAGAACAAUGUUGAUGUUAAACCAAUAUUUUGAAAUUAAUGUCACUAAAUACAUCGAUUUUUGAUAUUGAUGCAAUCUCGAUAUAAAUGUAUUAGAUUUACAUAUCUUAUAUUUUGACAGCAAAUUUAACAAUUUAGAUAUCACCAACUAUUGAGUAAAUGUCUAUAAGUAGCCAAAUAUUAUUUAAUAUCAUUUAUGUUCAUUAUU
Myzus persicae (green peach aphid) is the source of this 2593-nucleotide messenger RNA. RefSeq names its product E3 SUMO-protein ligase PIAS2-like. Gene Ontology annotation, molecular function: zinc ion binding; transcription coregulator activity; SUMO ligase activity. Gene Ontology annotation, biological process: protein sumoylation; regulation of transcription by RNA polymerase II. The transcript is spliced from 4 exons. Bases 331 to 1926 code for a protein of 531 amino acids. The record is from RefSeq and is a predicted model, not a curated record. NCBI's taxonomy places the organism in Eukaryota, Metazoa, Arthropoda, Insecta, Hemiptera, Aphididae.